AUGCUGCUGACAACAUUAAGGCGACGAGCUGCGCCGGCCUUUCAGAGCAUUUCCUCACGUCGUCUGGUAUCUACUCUUUCGUCCAACCCGCACAUCAAAGUCUUUCCCAGCACGGGUCUGCACAACAACCAUGUCCUCACGUACCUGGAUACGAGUCCACCUUCCACCGAGCUAGCGAUUGGCACCUCUACCGAAGACCCUCCCACGACGCGAUCCUUCUCCGAAAACAAGAACUUCCUGUCCAUACUAUACGAUGUCCUAUCCAAGCACGCAGCGCAAGACCCCCUCCUCCAGAGCCAAGCCCAAGCUUUCGCAGGUCCCGGCGGCGCAACUCUAGGCUCUGGCGGUCUCUUUGCCGCCCCACAGCAAUCCAAAAGGAGAAGAGGGCAGGCCAGCGGCGGGGGAGCCGGCGGUGCCAGUGCCCAGGGGGGCGCAGGUGGUGCCGGAGUUGGAGGUCACGUCCAUCUGUCGGAUCUUCGAAACCCACCGGACUAUGGUCGGAUAGCUUGGCCAGAAGAUAUACUCGGCAGCGUCGAGGUCGACGGCCAUGGUGUCAUUGUUGGCGAGUUUCAGCCUAGUGGAACGUAUCGCCUUCUGACGAAUGAGGGCAUUCUCGGUCUAAGCGACUUCAUGCGAGCCAAGCUCGUGGAGAGGCUCAAGGAAGAGGAAGAAAAAACAAAAGCCCGUUGA
Truncatella angustata is the source of this 690-nucleotide messenger RNA. RefSeq lists its product as uncharacterized. The record is from RefSeq and is a predicted model, not a curated record. Lineage: Eukaryota; Fungi; Ascomycota; Sordariomycetes; Amphisphaeriales; Sporocadaceae. The coding region runs from base 1 to 690 and encodes 229 amino acids. The transcript is spliced from 3 exons.